This is a messenger RNA of Camponotus floridanus (Florida carpenter ant), 2782 nucleotides long. Its product is annotated as ankyrin-3. Gene Ontology annotation, molecular function: protein binding. The transcript is spliced from 3 exons. Bases 267 to 2021 code for a protein of 584 amino acids. The record is from RefSeq and is a predicted model, not a curated record. Lineage: Eukaryota; Metazoa; Arthropoda; Insecta; Hymenoptera; Formicidae.
UUGCUCUUUAGCGAAGCGUCAGUAAAGCGCCGGUAACGUUUGCCUCGGUUCUGUUCGAUUAAUCCUGUUCUCUUGAUCUCGCUGUGUUCUUCUAUAGAACAGGAUUUUCCUGUAUGCGAGGAAUGUGCGUUGCAUCGCGUAGCGUAGUUUAACUUUGUUCUGCGAAAGCGAAGUAUUUCGCAGGCUAAUUACAUCCAUUCGCCGUAUUGUUCUACGUCAAGCCAAUUGCACGAGCGCGAAUAAUCGAGAUCAAUUAAGCGAACGCGAUGACUUCCGCAUAUGAAGCGAUCACGGAACGCGAACAGCAGCAGAAGGCGACGACUCCGCGCGCUGCCACUAAAGCUCACUUCGAUAAUCGAGAGUUAGCUAACCCGGACAAUCCUAUCACCGAUAUGGCGGAUUCCUCAUUGUCACGUGAAGCUAAUCUUGCAACAGAUAGUUCUUCCGAGCAACUUGCCACGGAAGUCAACGUUUUGCCCAGUGAAUCAUUUCAAGAGGAUCUAAGUGCGCUGGAUGAAAAUGCGUGCAAAGAAGAGGAUAAAAAUGAAAAAAGUGUCGAUAUUUCGCGAAUGAAUAAAUCCAAAAAGAACGAGGAGUUGAGGAUCAAUGAGCAUAAGGAGAAUUCGGUUUUAAAUUUAUCAGCGAAUAAUAACGUAGCGCCGGAAAAUGUAUUCACGUAUCACGCAAAGGAAGACGAACACACUGAGGACGACAAAAUCCAGGACCAAGAGAGAUCCAAGGAUCAGGAUCAACGAAAUCGGAGCAUAGUGGAAAUUGGAGUACAAGAACGAUAUAUGAUAUGCGAUAGCAAUAUUCAUAUCAGAGAUAAACAACGAGAUUUCACAGCGGGAGAUAUACGAGCUUGUUACGAGAAAGUGGCGGAACUUGGUCUGGAUAUGAAGGCCGAGAUGCAAAACGAGGGGACGGAAAGGGAGAUUAUUAUCGGCCGCCAGGACAGCGAUUCGUUCUACGAUGCCGUACGAUCGGGAGAUGUUAAGCGCGUCUCAGCGUUGAUCGCCAGCGGCUGCGUGCAAAACCUGGACGAACCGGAUUGGAACGUGUCGGGUGAUCCACCCCUACUGAUCGCCGCGACGAAUCAUUGUUUGCCUGUGCUCAGGACACUGUUGACAAGCGGAUGCGAUCCAACUGUGCGUUCCCCGCGUGGUGAAACGGCACUUCAUAGAGUGAUUCUGAACGGCAGACCAGGCAAUGUGUUGAAAUUCGUGAAGGAUCUUUUGGAACACGGCUGUCCGCCGAGCGUCAAAGAGGCCGGCGGUGGAUCAACCGCGUUGCACAUGCUCUCCCGUCAGCUGGCACACACACCGCUAAAGUCUCAUCAUCACGAUUUCGACGCCGCCUUGAAGACGCUGGAAUUGCUGGCGAAUGCCGGACCCGUCAACGCCAAGGAUCAUCAGGGCCGAAGCGCCCUACACAUCUUAGCAUCCUCCACCGUAUUCGAUAACAAUUGCAAGACGGACAUCGAAUCGGUGAUCGGGACGCUCCUGACUGCUGGGGCUGAUACCUCGCUGAAGAAUGAUCGCGGCGAGACAGCGUUGCACGAGAGUCUGGAGUGCGGGGCAUUGAAUACCGCGACGUUCUUGAUGCCGCUCACGCCGACAGGCAUCGCCUCGCGUUAUGGCGAGACCCCGUUGCAUAUAGCCGCCCGGAAGAAUCACAUCGACGUGGUGAUGUGGCUGCUGGAUCAUGGCGAAGAUCCGGGGACACAAGAUGCCGGCGGUAACACGCCGUUGCAUCUCGCGUCGGCGAGGGGAUUUCAUCAGACAGUGUCGCUGUUGGUUACCUCACCCCUGGCUCAGUUGGAGAGGGUCAACGUUGAUGGUCUGACAGCGCUACAGGUUGCCGCCGAGAGCGGAUUUUUCGACGCUGUCAAGGUGCUGCUCAAGGCCGGCGCCGAUCCCAGUCAAACUUUGCGCUAUUGCGCGACGAUCCUGCGCCGUCAUCCCGACAUUUCUCUGCUCAUCGAUUACGAAUUGACCAGACGUCGGCAGCUCGCCGCCUGAUCAUUCUAUGAUUCUUGCCUCUGGUAUUCAGUAAUUGCUUAAAAUUACUAAAUAGAGGUUACUAUAUAUAAAAUUGUCACACACUUGUUAUUGCUCAAUGUUGCGAUAUAUAUCGCGUAUUAAUUAUAUCGAAAUUUAUAUCGAAAUUCUAUGUGCAAUCGUAAGUAUAAUAUAAAAUCUUGUUGCCAUAUAAAUCUCGAUUAUGAAAAGUGCAACUGUUUUUGAAAAGACUGCGAUAUAUGAGAGAUUUACAAUAUUUUAUUUAGAAUAUAUAAGAUAGCGAAAUGUAUUAUGUGCAGAUUUUUACAUUUUCAUAUUAUCGUAAUUUUUCCUCAUCAUUAUUAUUGCAUUUAAUAUUGCAAUUACGUUUACUUGUUGUCAUAGCCGAAAUAUUUGAAGAGGGGUUAAUAAAAUGAGAUAGUUUUUAUAAUAUUAGUGUAUAUUUUAUAAAUCCAUACAAUCUGUAAAAUAAAGCGCGAAAAUGAAUAAAACGGGAGCAUGUCUGUGUAUGUACAGCUAUAUAAGUGUAUAAACGGAUUUUAUAUAAACCAUUUCCCUCAAAGUAUCAUAUGAUGUCUGGAAGGCUGUGUUAGAGUUAUAACAUAAACAUUAUAUAAUAAUCUCUCUCGUACAUAAUGUACAUAUAAUGUAUAAUUCACUAUACUUUGCUACAUUAAAACGUUAAGAAGACACUGUAUAAAAAUAAAUACGUCUUCCUUCUAUUUCAUAUAGGCUUCUUCCUAUUACAUGCACAUAGGAUA